UCGAACGUGGGUGAAUGUAAACAGUGUGGAGGUGAAGGUGUGCCAGGAGAGGGUGUGUGGAGCGUGUUCCUGAGCCAGCUGCACCUCCUCCUGCCCUGUGUGCCUGGCCAUGGAGGCUGCGGGGGCCAGUGCGGGAAGAAAUACUAGAUACAUGAUGGAGGGGGUUGGCGCCAGAGUGAUCAGAGGCCCGGACUGGAAGUGGGGGAAGCAGGAUGGUGGCGAGGGUCAUGUUGGCACCGUGCGCAAUUUUGAGUCCCCUGAGGAAGUAGUGGUGGUGUGGGAUAAUGGCACAGCCGCUAACUACCGUUGUGCAGGCGCCUAUGACCUGCGAGUGCUGGACUCGGCCCCUACAGGAGUGAAGCAUGAGGGCACCAUGUGUGACACUUGCCGGCAGCAGCCCAUCUUUGGCAUCCGGUGGAAGUGUGCCGAAUGCAGCAAUUAUGACCUGUGCUCGGUGUGCUACCACAGUGACAAGCACAACCCCCGUCACCGCUUCUACCGCAUCACCACCAUUGGCUGUGAGAGAGUACUUUUGGAGCCUCGGCGGAAGAGCAAGAAGAUCGGCAUUCGGGGCAUCUUUCCCGGGGCGAGGGUGGUGCGGGGCGUGGACUGGCAGUGGGAGGACCAGGAUGGGGGCAAUGGGCGGCGGGGCAAGGUGUCUGAGAUCCAGGAUUGGUCUGCUGCCUCGCCCCGCUCUGCAGCCUAUGUGAUAUGGGACAAUGGGGCCAAGAACCUAUACAGAGUGGGCUUUGAGGGCAUGGCUGAUCUAAAAGUGGUGAAUGAUGCCAAGGGAGGGACAGUGUACAGAGACCACCUACCCAUGCUGGGGGAACAGAACCCAGGACGCUCUGGACCUCACGGACUUGCCAUUGGAGACCAAGUAAGUGUGAAUGUGGACCUGGAGCUUGAGAUUGUCCAGUCGCUGCAGCAUGGCCACGGGGGCUGGACGGACGGCAUGUUUGAGUGCCUAGGCACGACAGGCACUGUGGUGGGCAUUGAUGAGGACCAUGACAUUGUGGUGGCAUAUCCCUCUGGCAACAGGUGGACGUUCAACCCCGCGGUGCUGACCAAGGUUGGGGGUGGCAUGAUGGUAAGCAACGAGGCUAGCACCAGCCAGCAGUUCAGUGUGGGGGACCUGGUGCAGAUCUGUGCUGACCUGGAGCGCAUCAAGAUCCUGCAGCGCGGCCACGGGGAGUGGGCCGAGGCCAUGGUGCCGACGUUAGGUAAGAUUGGCCGUGUGCAGCAGAUCUACCACGACAAUGACCUGAAGGUGGAAGUGUGCGGUACCUCGUGGACCUACAACCCCGCUGCCGUUACCAAGGUGUCUUCCGAUGGGUCUGUGCCAGGGGCGGCCAGUGGGGAGAGAUUAAGUGCUUUACUGAAGAAGAUAUUUGAAGCUCAUGUGUCAGGGGACCUGACCGAGGAGCUGGUGAAGGCUGCUGCUACUGGAGAUGCUCAGAAGGUUGACGAACUCCUGAAGAAGGGGGAUGUGGAUGUGAAUGGAGUGUUUGCCGGCCACACGGCACUGCAGGCAGCCAGUCAGAAUGGUCACUUGGAGGUCAUCCACAUCCUGCUCCGCAACAAUGCUCAUGUGGAGAAGGAGGACAAAGAUGGUGACCGUGCUAUACACCAUGCAGCGUAUGGCGAUGAGCCCGCUGUGGUGCAGCUGCUGGCUGAGGAUGGCGCCGACCUCAAUGCCCGCAGCAAGAGGCGCCAGACACCCCUCCACGUGGCAGUGAACAAGGGUCAUGUGGGUGUGGUAAAGACCCUGCUGGAGCUGGGCGGCCACCCGAGCCUCCAGGAUCAUGAGGGGGACACCCCCCUGCAUGAUGCUGUGUCCAAAAAGCGUGACGACAUCCUCACUCUGCUGCUGGACCACGCGGCAGACAUCACCCUCACCAACAACAACGGAUUCAACUCCCUUCACCAUGCAGCUCUCCGCGGCAAUCCAAGGUGAGGUGCAGGGCUGGGCUGGGG
Messenger RNA from Scylla paramamosain (green mud crab), 1977 nucleotides. It is a transcript of the gene mib1, whose product is annotated as E3 ubiquitin-protein ligase MIB1-like. Gene Ontology annotation, cellular component: cytoplasm. Gene Ontology annotation, biological process: protein ubiquitination; Notch signaling pathway; endocytosis. The transcript has 12 exons. NCBI's taxonomy places the organism in Eukaryota, Metazoa, Arthropoda, Malacostraca, Decapoda, Portunidae. The record is from RefSeq and is a predicted model, not a curated record. Gene Ontology annotation, molecular function: protein binding; zinc ion binding; ubiquitin-protein transferase activity. The coding region runs from base 110 to 1957 and encodes 615 amino acids.